AUGGGUGGCCGGUCAGAGCGCGGUCAUGGCAGAAGUCGCUCUAGACGCGAUCGCUAUCGCGAUGACCGGGGAGAUCGAGAGCGAGACCAUCGAGACCCUCGAGAUGCUCGAGACGCUCGAGGCCGAGACGCUCGAGACCCUGGAAGAGAGCGAGAUCGGGAUGACUUGCGACGUGGAUCCCACUACCACAUGGGCUAUGACGCAGAAAGAUCUCGUGCAAGGCAUGACAGAUACCCUGAUCGAACUUCAGAUCGGGAGAGAUAUCCUCGUGAGAGUGAAAGGUACAACCUACGUCAAAGUGAACGAGGUGAACGAGGGGAACGAGGUGGACGGGGACGAGGUGACGGCUGGGAUGCUAAUAAUUCCGACCGAGGACGCACUGGCAGAGGCCGCCCUCGAGAGUCGACUCGAGAAGUCUUUUUCUCUGACAGGAGUGCUCCAGAUGUACGGGAGUUGCGGGACCAUGGAGGCAGAGCCGAGGCGGAACAUCGUCCUGAAAUCCAGCGCCGGAAUGAGGUCAAGCGGCCAAAGAGGCUUUCCGGUGCAAACGAUGUGCAGCUUGGGGAAAGGAGAGGAGGUGAGCGCCAAAGUCAGCGUGAUCGGCCCCAAGAAACUAGAUGGCUCAGCCACAAGAAGGACGACAAGGCUCAUCCAGAUGGACAAAACAUUCAUCAGGAGCAGGACGCGCUGUACCAGCUGUGGUAG
Cladocopium goreaui is the source of this 705-nucleotide messenger RNA. The record is from the annotation of a GenBank genome assembly. Lineage: Eukaryota; Dinophyceae; Suessiales; Symbiodiniaceae.